Molecule: messenger RNA, 2582 nt
Organism: Aedes aegypti (yellow fever mosquito)
Lineage: Eukaryota; Metazoa; Arthropoda; Insecta; Diptera; Culicidae
Exons: 4
Coding region: 267-2387 (706 amino acids)
Cellular component (GO): nucleus
Molecular function (GO): DNA binding
Source: RefSeq, a predicted model, not a curated record
ACCACACUGAAUUCGAGGUAUAAAAUGAUUGGGAACCCUAGCUUAUUAUGUGACCACCCUACUAUGUAAGUUUGACAGCUGUAGCGUACAGCAAAACAAAAACAAAACAAAAAGUGUAAAAAACCUUGUCGGGAUGUAAUUUUUGGAGCAUUCGAUUUAAGCUUUUACAGAGUAAUAAGUCAACGUGAAACAUAGAACAGUGUUCGAUCACCAACUAAAGUACGUUUUUCACCUGUGCAAACUUCUGGUACUGCGAAAAAAUAAAGAUGCCGCGAAAAGUUACCGGAAAAUGCAGCGGAAGAUGCCGGAAACCCGAGAGGCGCUUGUGGACAGCUGAAAAACUAUCACAGGCCAUUAAGUCGGUAAAGCACGGCAUGUCGCGAAACCAGGCAGCGAGAAUUUAUGGCAUUCUAAAACGUACCCUUCGUCGGUAUUUGGAAAGGCAAUUGGGAGCAAUUGGAAAUCCGGAACAGGUAAAGUUAAACCCUCUGGGAAGCUUCAAACCCGUUUUCACGCAGGAGCAGGAGCAGCAGCUUGUGGACUACGCCAUCGAUAUGGGCGAAUGUUUCUACGGACUGAACGCCAGAGAAAUGCGCAGCUUGGCAUUCCAGAUGGUGCAAAAAAAUGGAAUCCCGCACCCGUUUGACACGAAGCUCAAGGUAGCUGGUCCAGAUUGGCUGAAAGGCUUUCUUCAGCGACACCCGAGCCUCACAUUGCGAACGCCGGAAAACACCUCGCUAGCGCGGGCAAGAGGUUUCAAUCGGGAAAGUGUCGGGAAGUUUUUCGAUCUUUUGGAACGGAUCACCGACGAACACGAUUAUCCACCGAGCAGGAUCUGGAAUCUCGACGAAACUGGUGUCAGUACGGUUCAGUCGCGGAACUCGAAGGUGUUGGCAAGGAAGGGACAACAUCAAGUUGGAAAAAUGGCUUCGGCAGAACGCGGUGUCAAUACGACAGUAACGUUUGCCAUGUCAGCGGCAGGACAGUUCAUGCCACCAUUUUUCACUUUCCAGCGGCUGCGAAUGAACGAUGGACUGAAGACUGGUGCACCCCCAGAAUCGGCGUUCACAUGUAACGCUACUGGGUGGAGCACUUUCGAAACAUUUGGGCAAACAUUCGACCACUUUUUAAAGUUUGCUCGUCCGACAGUUGAGGACCCAGUACUUCUUAUUUUGGAUGGUCACGCGAGCCACACGAAGAAUUUAGAAGUGCUGGAGAAAGCCAAGCAAAACCAUGUCCGAAUAAUAUCCAUUCCACCGCACACAUCACACAAAACGCAACCUCCCGACGUGUCAUUCAUGGGUCCGCUAAAAACCUAUUAUGGGAAAGCGUUGAACAGCCGCAUGAAACGGAUGAAUGGAAAACCGAUCACGGCUUAUCACGUUGCAGGUUUGGUAAACGAAGCCUUUACUGCAGCAGCUACACUUAGUGUAGCUCAGAAUGGUUUCCGUAAAACCGGGAUCUCCCCAUACAACCGUCAUGUUUUCCAAGAAGGUGACUACGCCCCGGCGGAUUUCUUGGCUCAAUCAGUGAACCAAAAUACCUCGGAAUGCUCAGUUAACAACAAAUUAAUUUGUGAAACAGUUGAAGAUUCAUCAAGUGGUCCACAACAGUCAACAGGUAGCCCAGAAGAUUUGAUCACUGUCCCUGAUGUAAUUACAAUGGAGGCCAACUCAACUUUUUACUUCUUUGAUGAGAACGGAACCCUUACAUCACUUAUUGUACAGGAAAACGAUCAGGAUUACAGUUUCUUUGCAAAUCUUGAGGAUACUCUGGACGAAAACCAAUGUUCUGACAAUCUGGUUCAAACAUCGAUGGCUGCCAAUGAAAGCCUAGUUAAGGAUGAACUACCAUCUACCAUCAACCCACCGACUGCUGCGCCAAAGAAAACCUACCAGGAAAUCUCCGAGGACUUCAACGAAAACGAAGAAAACGUUCCACCAUCUAAAACCGUUACACCGUCGGCCUCGAAGCGCUGUCGAUGGGAUCAUGGGUUCCCGAAGCUACAAGACAAAUCAACUACUUUCAAAAUUCCUCCACGGAUGACCGAUCUUCACCCUGCCACCGGAAUACCAGAAAAGAGGAAACGCAAGACAACUAAUAGGACGCAGGAGUGUGCUGAACUGACGUCGUCUCCGCACCGGCAACAGGUGAAGCAAGCUCAGGCACUCAAGGACAUAAAAAACAUCAAGAAGAAACCCGGUCACAAACGCAAAUCGAAGGGAGACAGUAAGCUGGAAGAUGCUCUCUGUCCGACUUGUGGCUCGUCAUUUAGUUCUUCUUUGAACGGAGCUGGAUGGAAACGAUGCAUCAAAUGCACCGAGUGGUUUGAUGCCGAGUGUCAGUGUUCAAUUGCUGAUUCUCUGGCUUGCUAUAUCUGCAUCUAAAGGUCUGUUUUGUCGAGUGGACUCAAUUGACCCAGCUGUUGUCGAACUGAGCAAGUAGAAUAUAUGCUGUGAUAGAGGCAACUACUUGUUUUCAGUGCGGGUGAAAUAAAUCCCAUUUUCUACUCAACUCGACUUCUAAAAAUUGCCAAUAAUGUUUUGUUGUUUUUUCGCGAUUUUUUUUGUUUUUAUUUUGAA